AAUCAUGGGCAAAGAUACGUGUUCCCACGUGCUUGGUCCGGAGGACACGCGUGACAUCACGUAGUGGCAGUUUCGUAAAUAUAGGGUCAAAUGUAGGGUAAAUUGGAUAGUCUUGCCUAUUUGUAAUGAAAGUAUUAAACAGCUUCUCCUCUGGCACGAGAGAGUUCUUGAUUAGCUUAAGCUCCUUCAUCUUCUUCUUCUCCAAUUCCUCCGAUCACUGGAAAAUUUAACAACCGUAGAGUCCACUGAGCAUCUUGAUCCUCCGCCUUCAGCUUAAGCUACCUUUAUCCUCAAACAAGCUUAAGCUUCUUGAAACUUUUAGAGUGAUCGGAGAUUGUCUGAGCACGCAAGUAUCGAUCUUUCCAGAUCUGAGGGUACUGUUUCAGAGAAGGUUCAAGCUAAGCUUGAGAAUUGUCUAUCUGAUCUAUCUUUAAAAACAGAGUGAUGACGUCAGGGACGAGGAUGCCGACGUGGAGGGAGAGAGAGAACAACAAGAGGAGAGAGAGACGGAGGAGAGCGAUCGCGGCGAAGAUCUUCACCGGGUUGAGAAUGUACGGAAACUACGAGCUUCCUAAGCAUUGUGACAACAACGAAGUGCUUAAAGCACUCUGUAACGAGGCUGGUUGGAUCGUUGAACCAGAUGGUACUACUUAUCGCAAGGGAAGUAGUAGACCAGUAGAGCGUAUGGAGAUAGGUGGCAGUCCAUGCUCCUCCAACUUCAUGAGUCCAGCUUCUUCUUCUUUCGCUAAUCUCACACCUGGAGAUGGCCAAUCACUCAUCCCAUGGCUCAAACACCUCUCGACAACUUCCUCCUCCUCAGCUUCUUCAUCAUCAAGGCUCCCUAAUUACCUCUACAUCCCUGGAGGCUCCAUAAGCGCUCCUGUAACCCCACCUUUAAGCUCUCCGACAUCUCGUGGAAUGAACCAACAAAUCAACAACUCUUUCUUUGUCUCCUCAACACCUCCUAGUCCCACUAGGCAGCAAAUUAUCCCUGACUCUGAAUGGUUCUCAGGGAUUCAACUUCCGCAAAGUGUACCAGCUUCACCAACGUUUAGCCUUGUCUCACAAAACCCUUUUGGAUUCAAAGAAGGAGGAGGUGGAGGCGGGUCAAGAAUGUGGACACCAGGUCAAAGCGGGACAUGUUCACCGGCUAUUCCUCAGACAGCUGAUGUUCCAAUGUCUGAAGCCGUUGUGGCUCCUCCAGAGUUUGCGUUUGGGAGUAACGCAAAUGGGUUGGUGAAGGCAUGGGAAGGAGAGAGGAUACAUGAGGUGAGUGGUUCUGAUGAUCUUGAGCUCACUCUUGGAAACUCAAGCACCAGGUAGUUGCAGCUCACCUGUACAUUUUCCUUACACUCUUGAAAAAACCGGUUCAACCAAACCAUCCUCAAUAUGUUUGCUUCAGUUUUAUUUUAAUUUAUUUUUCCAUGUAAGGGCUCAAAGUGAAACACAGCUUUAUAUAUUCGUUUAUUUGAUGAUGAGAAUUCUUUUGUUGUGGGAUUACUCAUGAAUCCCAUUUCUCAA
Messenger RNA from Brassica rapa (field mustard), 1521 nucleotides. Its product is annotated as BES1/BZR1 homolog protein 4. The record is from RefSeq and is a predicted model, not a curated record. Gene Ontology annotation, biological process: DNA-templated transcription; brassinosteroid mediated signaling pathway. Gene Ontology annotation, molecular function: DNA-binding transcription factor activity. Lineage: Eukaryota; Viridiplantae; Streptophyta; Magnoliopsida; Brassicales; Brassicaceae.